Vanderwaltozyma polyspora DSM 70294 is the source of this 1581-nucleotide messenger RNA. RefSeq names its product Hrp1p (gene HRP1). Gene Ontology annotation, molecular function: RNA binding. The transcript has a single exon. NCBI's taxonomy places the organism in Eukaryota, Fungi, Ascomycota, Saccharomycetes, Saccharomycetales, Saccharomycetaceae. The coding region runs from base 1 to 1581 and encodes 526 amino acids. The record is from RefSeq and is a predicted model, not a curated record.
AUGAACUCAGAAGACGAAGACUUUAACGAUAUCUAUGGUGACGAACCUGUAGCUGAAACCAAGAAUGAUUCUAAUACUACCGCACCAGCUGCUACUAAAGAAUCUUCAGAAGAUAAACAAGAACAACCUACUUCUUCGUUAGAUCAAUUGGCUGCUUUACAAGCUUUAUCUUCAAAUUUGAAUAACUUAGCUACUCCAAAUAGUAAUAGUAAUAAUAAUACUUCUACAGAUCUAAAUAAUACUACUAAUAACACACAAUCUACUGAAUCAGAAGCAGCAGCUGUAUCAACAGCAACUGGCGCUUCAGAUGCCUCUGCCUCUAUGGCAGGUGGAAGCACAACUACUUCAGGAAAUGUUGCAGCUCCUGGAGGUCUACCUUGGGAACAAUUACGUCAAACAAUGUCACAAUUACAACAACCUGCAGAUUCUUCAAGACCUGUUAAGGCUGAUUUAUCAAAAGAUAGCUGUAAGAUGUUCAUUGGUGGUUUGAAUUGGGAGACUACUGAAGAAACCCUACGUGAUUAUUUCAACAAAUAUGGUAAAGUUGUUGAAUUAAAAAUUAUGAAAGAUAAUAAUACUGGUAGAUCAAGAGGUUUUGGUUUCUUAACUUUUGAAGAUGCUACAAGUGUCGAUGAAGUAGUCAAGACUCAACAUAUUCUUGAUGGUAAAGUUAUCGAUCCAAAAAGAGCUAUUCCAAGAGAAGAACAAGAUAAGACUGGUAAGAUUUUUGUAGGUGGUAUUGGUGCUGAUGUCAGACCAAAGGAAUUUGAAGAUUUCUUUGCACAAUAUGGUACUAUUAUUGAUGCCCAACUAAUGUUGGACAAGGACACUGGUAGAUCAAGAGGUUUCGGUUUUGUAACAUAUGAUUCCCCAGAUGCUGUUGAUAGAGUUUGUCAAAAUAAAUUCAUUGAAUUUAAAGGUAAGCAAAUCGAAAUCAAGAGGGCUGAACCAAGAACCAAUCAGAAACCAACUCAACAACAAGCACCACAGCAGAUGAUGCAAAAUAUGAAUCCAAUGAUGUAUCAAAACCCAAUGAUGUCUGGAUUCAACCCAAUGUAUAAUCAACAGGCUAUGACUGAUUAUUAUCAACAAAUGCAACAAUAUUAUCAACAGAUGCAACAACAAACUGGUGUAGAUUAUACUCAAAUGUUCCAACAACAGAUGUCAAUGAUGAUGCCAGGCAUGGGUAAUAUGGCUGGUGCUUCUGGUGCUGGCGCGGGUACAGGUUCCGCCAGCAAUUCAAACACAGGCACUCCACAAGAUACCAAUAAUGGCGGUGCCAGCGGUAAUGUUCAAACCAUCGGUGGUGAAUCUUCAGAAUCUAAAGAUGAAGAAAAAGGUUCUGAUUCAUCAAUAAACUUGCCAAAGGGCCCAAGGGGUCCAGCAUCUCCAGCAAACGAUUAUGAGCGUAGCAAUGAUCGUGGUGACCGCAGUGACCGUAGUGAUCGUAACGAUCGUGACUACUAUCGUGGAUCUAAUAACGGUCACCGUAGAAGAGAUCACCGUAGUAGCAGUGGAGGGUUCCGUGGUGGCCGUGGUGGUAGUAGACGUAAGCACGGAUACCAUCCAUACAACAGGUAA